Colletotrichum gloeosporioides is the source of this 3354-nucleotide messenger RNA. RefSeq names its product Mediator of RNA polymerase II transcription subunit 14. The transcript has 3 exons. Gene Ontology annotation, molecular function: transcription coregulator activity. Gene Ontology annotation, biological process: regulation of transcription by RNA polymerase II. Gene Ontology annotation, cellular component: core mediator complex; mediator complex. The record is from RefSeq and is a predicted model, not a curated record. Lineage: Eukaryota; Fungi; Ascomycota; Sordariomycetes; Glomerellales; Glomerellaceae. Bases 1 to 3354 code for a protein of 1117 amino acids.
AUGCCUGGUGUUGUCAACAUGGAGAAUGGAGGGCAGAAUGGAACACAUUCGAACCACGAUAGGAAUCUGAAAAUGAACGGCAUCAACGGUACAACGAUGGACGGCCAGCCCUCACCGAACAAGGGCAAAGCGCCCGUCGAGGCCUCUAACAAUUUGGCGAACGGGGUGCCAGCCGACCCAGGCAAGCAGCAAUCGCAGAUGAACACCGGUCUAACUUUGCAGCCGAAAUCGAGAAUGAACGACCUUCCCGAAGAGAUUGUGCACAUCACUCAGGGGUACAUACCGCUGUCCAUGAUUGUUUCCCGACUCGCGCAACGAACCCACGAAGACCUGCAGAAAGUUAUUAUGGAGAUGGCGGCCGUGAAAUGGGCACCGCCGGCGGUCAACGGAAACACACCCCACGGCAACGAAGCACCGGACGACAUGUCGGAAGGAAACAAACGAAAGAAGAUGUUGAUGCUCAAGUUUGCGCAAGAUGCGCACGCUAAAUGGGUCAAGGCCCUCGUCAUCACGGACUGGAGCAGGAACGCAGAGGCUGUCAGCAAGCUCAUUGAUAUCAAGGCGCAUAUCGAUUCCAAGAGGAUGCUGUACGACUAUGCACAAGACCUGCUCAUCGAUCUCAAGAGAGGUCUCAACGGCGCGAGACUACCGAACCCUGAUUUGAAGACCGCUUUGCAAGUCCUCACCACCGGCGAGGCAUCGUGGGUCCCAGAGCCUGGUUACAUACCCCCGCCGCCACUCACACCGGAGGAGCAGUUGAAGUGGAUUGAUGAUCUGAACACCAUGCUUUCCUUACGCCUAAAUCUGGAUGACUAUGACAAGAUUCCGCAUCAGUUCAAGACCUACAGCAUACACUCCGGCAGAGUGACUUUCAAGGUUAAAGGCGAAUUUGAGGUAGAUUUGACCAUUGCCGAUGAGGACUUCACCAAGCAAUUCUGGUUCAUCGACUUUCGGUUUGUAUUCUCUCCGUCUGCGAAAAAGCUGUCUGAUGGGCUGGUAUCAUUCCUGGAAGGCCAAGUCAACGAAAUUCUUGGCAAGGACGGUUUGGAAGGCUGCUACAGGUUCCUGCACGAAUUCGUCCUCACGCACAAGAUCAAUGAACUCAAGCGACAGGCACUCGAAUUGAGUCGAAGCACGUGGACGGGAACCUUGAUGGUGGAACCCCUGAACCGAGCUUUGGCCCUGCAGUACUGGACCACAAGAUACGGACCAAACGGGCCCAAGAGCUGGGUCAUGGUCGCCGUCAACAGUGCGAAGAAAACGAACGGUCAAUUAGACUCGAAACAGUCCAGUCGAUUAGUUGCGCGUUGGUACCGGGACAACAAAGAGGUCAAAGACGUCCUAUUACCGUUUGAUGUCGACACACUCUGCGCAGAGGAUCUGCUCAAGACGGCGGUCGCCAGGCACGUCGAACACAUUCUCUCAUCGAUUCACUCCAAGUUGCUGUCAUACCCUCGUUUCGCGAACCGGGAAUCGUCGAUGACAUUGAAGGUCUCCAAGAGGGAGCCGGUGGAAUCGUUCUUGAGCAUGCAACUGAGCCCACGAGAAAACGUUACCGUGGUCGUAGAACCAGUAACUGGCUUCGCGGCAAUUCAACCUCACACCAAAUACACACUCAGUGGUGAGACACGGCUUAACUACGGCCAAAAGGAUCCAGCAGAAGAUGGUGUGGUCUGUCUCGAAAGCAUCAGGUGGGGCUACGUUAUGGAAGAGUUCAACCGCCGGGGGCGAAGCGUGGGAUGGAAGACCUGCAAGAGUCCACUCUCAAACGAAGAUAUCAAGCAACUUAUUCGGACCAGAGAGGCAUUCCAGACAGUUUUCUUGCAGCGUCAAAGUUUGGAUGAGGACUGGCACGUCAUGGCCUCUUUGAGCCUUGCUGGUGAUGAGUGGUGGUUGAUACAAAUCGACCGCAACACGCCAGCGCGCCCUAUCAAGUUUUCUUGUCGACUGCGACUAAACCAUGGACAACCCGACUUGGACGACUCAUUCUGGAGCAACCUGACCACCUUCGUUACUGGCACGAUUAGCCAUGUCACCGAUUUGCAAAACUUGCAUACUAAUAGGAUCAAGUAUGUGAUGAGGGAGUCGACUAACUAUUCUUUGCCUCAACAAGUCCGUAUGCCAUCAAUUCUUCUCAAGCUGUCACAAAUUCUACGCCACAGCCAUCUCGGCGGGCAUUCUGGCGCCAACGAUGCAUCGGACGAAUCAGACAAAUACGCUCCAUCAUGGGCCCAGAACCAUGUCGAGAUCAAGUUCAAGGGGCUUCAACCUCAGGUUCCUGCGGCCCUCGGGAAAGAUGACAACGGUGCCUCACCGGUGGAUGUGAUUGACAACUGCAAGAUCAACACCGUAGUGGACGCGAUAAUCAGGGUGAAGGACAGGUCCAAGUUCACGCUGCUUAAGGGGCGGAUUGAUCGGGACGUGUCUUUCAGCCCUCGAAAGGGCGAAUUUAUCUUCCGCAUUCGACAGACGGUUGGCCACCCUAUCCUCGACAUUCUUACAAGCCACGUCAAAUCCAUAGACCGGCUCGUUGGCUUCCUAGAAGCCAUUAGCAAGGCAAGAGGUUCUCUUAAAUGCGAGAGAAUGAGUCUUCGCCAAGUCAUCUUCACAUACGGCGAUGUCGCAAUGCCAGGAGAGAGCGAUGCAACAGCAAAGCCUCGCCGUUGGCGGGCAACUCUUGACCUAGCCCGGAGCGACAUCCGGAUGUCUUUAGAAAGGGGCAAUCCGCAUUUGCGAAUGCUGGACUUGUUCACAACGAUGGUCAACACCCAGGCUGGGCUUAAGGCCCUCAUUAUCUACAUGCCGUUAAUGUUACCGGUGCUGAAAACGGUUGAGAGCAUCGAGUCCAAGUGGGAGGCUCUCGAAUCUACGAAUCAAGGGCGCGUCGAGGUGUUCCCAAGAGCCGUUGACUGGGUUGCCAUCCGCUACACACUGACACGCCCUUCAGGGCAGUCGCGGGUGCUCUCCGUUGACGUAAGGAGCAAGAUAAGACGCCAUGAGUCGUGGUUCCACGUCCAGCGGGUGACGGGAGGCGAGUCUUUCGGUCCCGACGAGGAGUUUAACAAAAUUCUCAAGGGCAUCUGGGAGUCCCAUGGUGAUGGCUGGAGGGGACUCACCACCGCGGCGGCAUCCAGGCCUGGGCCGAGCAUCAUGGAUCUGCUUACAAAACUCGACGACGCAGUCCGCACCCACGCCGCGACGGGCGGCAAUGGGCCACCAUCAUCGGACGGCGCCGCGACGCAAUUCAGCCAGACCUUUUCGGCAAACCAAUCUUUCGGCACGCAGCCUACCAGCGUCAGUCAGGGGAGCAACAGGACCUCAGGUAGUAAGCAAGCGCCGUUGGUACUCGACUAA